Branchiostoma floridae (Florida lancelet) is the source of this 1085-nucleotide messenger RNA. RefSeq lists its product as uncharacterized. NCBI's taxonomy places the organism in Eukaryota, Metazoa, Chordata, Leptocardii, Amphioxiformes, Branchiostomatidae. The transcript has 9 exons. The record is from RefSeq and is a predicted model, not a curated record. The coding region runs from base 1 to 939 and encodes 312 amino acids.
AUGGAUCUGAUAGACGUUAGUCUCUUCCACCUCACCCCACCGGUCCGGCCAGGUGCGCUGUUCUCAGGGGCAGGUAUAAAGUCUCGUCGCCACAGGCAAUCAUCCACAUUCCUGACUAUCGUACAAAGAGUCAAGAAAAUCACCAAAAAGAUGAAGACUGGUACCGCUGUGCUGUUCCUGGCCCUGCUGGCCGGCGCUCAGGCCGACUUCUGGAGCGACCUGUGGGACGGCGUCCAGACCAACCUCCUGGACCCCAUCGUCGAGACCGCCCAGACCGCCGCCCAAGAACUUGUUGACACCUACGUCCCCGUCCUGGGCCAGGCCGCCCAACAGUUAGUGGGAGAAGCGGUACAAAGUGCGGGACAAGCGCUGACCGACCUCGUCUCCGGCAAGAGGAAGAGGCAGCUGCUGACUGAGCUUGGCCAGAUCAUCCAGGAUGGCUUCAACGGGCUGACCGAAGCCGUGCAGCAGGCGGUUGAUGGCGUGACCCAGACCGUGCAGGGACAGCUCUCCGGCCUCAUCAACGGCCUCGGCGGAACCACCACCGGCACUCGUGGUAAGGUCAUGGUGAACGGCGCCAAGAGCAAGUUCGCUAUCAACAAGCGCGCCAGGGAGAUGAAGUACAAGAUGACCCAGGCUGUCCAGAAGAUGGCACGUGCCCGCGGGUUCUUCGAUGAUCUGACCGCCGCUGCCUCUGACCUGUUCGCCCCCGCCAUCCAGCAGGCCCAGACUGCCUUCAACACUCUGGUUGAUGCCGCCACCGCCACCGGCGCCGCCAUCCUGGACCACGGCACCCAGCUGGUCAACAACGUGUCGACCUCUCUGCAGCAGACCUAUGACCAGAUCCUUGGUGUGGCUCAGCCUUACAUCGAUGACGCUCAGACCAUCGUCGACUCCAUCCAGAACCACUUCGACAGCACCUUCAACACCGGUGCCUAAGUCGUUACCUCGCACCACCUAGCGUUAGUCAUGUCGAACUACAGAUAAAACCGGGGGAACUCCACCAAAUGGUCACAUCAACAGCGAGCCAUGAUGAACAGCGGAAAUAAAGAACACCGUUAUUAAAUUAUGUUGUGAAUCACACA